AACUAACCCUUCCCUUGUCUAUUUAUCUAGGCACCUAAGAAACUAUAGCAGCAGCAGCCUUGGACCUCUCUAAUCCAUUAUAUGCAACUCGGGACUUCCGACUCAUACUCCUACCUCCCCACAGUUGCCCCGUUUACCUGAUACGAAUAUUCACGCCCACCUCUCUCACCAAAAAGCCCCGCAUUGCACUUUGUUUGCCCACCUGCCUGUCUUCAGCCUACUUGCAUUCAGUCGUCCUUCGUCCGGUUUACCACCCCUCCUUGGUAAACUCGAGGUAUGACGUGAUCUAGCAAAAAAGGCUUCUUAUUCUACCACGUAAUGGAACAGCCUGAACCCUCGACACCCACUAUACCGACUGCUGUUCCGCAUUCAACCACCGAUCGUACUACUAAUACUCCUGAUACCGCCGCAUCUGGGUCGAGUUCACCAAACACUCUCGACCAACUCUCCAACUCCGUCCCAUCCCUCCGAUUUCCCCGACCGCUGGGCAACCGACAACUUACCAACUGGGUUUCGUCCAGCUCGCCCGACAUAAUGCAGCCCGAAACCUUCCCCGACGAUGACCCUAGCUUGGCCGAGCUGGGUUACGAUGUCAUCGGCACCGAUGGAGAGAGCCAAGCCGAGUCUACUGCUAGCUCCCUCGAUUAUCAAAGACCCGAUGACGUCCGAAGCUUGGCCGGCACCGAUACCGGCACCGACGUCGAUACCAACGAAGCCGAUACCGAUUCGUCCGAUGAUGAAGAGGAGGAAGCUAUAACACUAGACAAUGACAAGGCUGCAAUGAGCACAAUCAGCAGUACUAUCGUCGAUUAUAACGGUGAAACAGACGACGAUGAUGCCGAUGUGGAGACUCUUGCAAAUCAAAGCCUCGAGCACCCUACUGAUUUCUCUCAGCAUGGGCUCCCAGGCUUACUCCGUCAAGCACAGAUAGACCAGAGCCAAGCUCGGGAGGCCCUUCGAGGGAUGCACAACCCAUCCGUGGAAGAUAUGGAGUUGAGCGAAGAUGCGAACGAGACAUUAUCCUCUUCAGAACAAACCUCGCUAUCAUCCCGCUGUUUAGAGGUAUAUCAGCUAGCGCUUAGAUAUAUCCAAGAACAUCGUCGUAUCCUAGCAGUCCUGUCCGGACUUGCUGUCCUCUACAGCCUUGUCGUCACCGGCAAGCACCUAUUUUCUAACUCACCGACCUCGAGAGUUCUAUCUACGGUCCCGGUGGCUUCGGUAUCUUCUGCGGUCGUCCCGUCUACUAUUGGUGGUCCCGUAUCUACUUCUCUGACGACAUCACCUUUGAUGAAUACUCAAACGCAAAAGGCCUUGCAGACCGGUAGCUCGCCGAGUAGUCUUGUCCUGAUAGCACUAGGAAAAGACAAGGCCCAGAUAAGUGCCUCUAACCAGUCUCAUCAAGAAACCAUCUGCUCGGCGGAACUAUAUGACCGCAAUGAAAUUAUUGUGAAAAUCCCACAGAAUGUGAAGUCUACCUGGCUAUCAAGAGACGCUAUUCUUAUUGCCGUGAGUCGAGGUAUCUACGACAUUCCAACCAAGGUUUCGUCUGUAGAGGAGGGCUUCCUGAUCGAGGUGCCCCUUGAAGAGGCUCACGAUGUCUUGGCCGUUUCCAUCGCAACGACCUGGAAGCCCAAGGUUAAGGAGACAUUCCAUGUCGACUUCGGCAGGAAUAAAUUCAUAGGUGCUCUAGAUGCUGGCAAGCAAAUGGUUAAGGGGUUCGCGCAGAAAUUCGUCGACACCGUCAACGAGACAACCGCGUGGGUUGAAGAGACUUAUAUUCCGGCUCUAGAUGUAAUGUCGAAACAAGUCUGCAGUCAAACAUCGUCUGUCUCGGAUUCCCUUCUACAAGGACUUAGAGAUACUGGCAACGCUAUUAUCGGCCUCCCCUCUCAUCUUACGUCCCAGGUUGUCGACCAAAUCAGACUAUCAUUAAAUAAUGACGUACUCUCCCAACGCCGUCACCAACUCCAACUACAGUUGGUACGAGAUGUACAGAAUCUACGCGAUGAACUUUCCUUGCGUUACCUCUCUGCGCAACUGAGAUCUAAGCUCUGGUGGUUGCGAAUACAGGGGAAACCAGAGGAAUACCAACGCUACCUGACAAAGGCCGAGAGUUACCUGAAAGAAAGGGUUGCCGGUGCCAAAGUGGCAAGGCAAGAUAGGGCCGAACGCGUCAAGAAACAGAUCCGAUCCCGACGAAAGGAUGAGCGCCGCGAAACAAGAGGUUCCUUCUGGAACAAAGGCACGGGGUCCUCUCAAGCUUGACUUACUCCUUCUAAAUAUUUUAUAUCAUACGGUCGGCUAGGGUCAACUCAGGGACGGCGUUAGGCUCUGGUGAUAGCCAUCCAGCGAU
Molecule: messenger RNA, 2353 nt
Organism: Hypoxylon trugodes
Lineage: Eukaryota; Fungi; Ascomycota; Sordariomycetes; Xylariales; Hypoxylaceae
Exons: 2
Coding region: 319-2265 (648 amino acids)
Source: RefSeq, a predicted model, not a curated record